Messenger RNA from Momordica charantia (bitter melon), 2012 nucleotides. RefSeq names its product maltose excess protein 1-like, chloroplastic. NCBI's taxonomy places the organism in Eukaryota, Viridiplantae, Streptophyta, Magnoliopsida, Cucurbitales, Cucurbitaceae. Gene Ontology annotation, molecular function: maltose transmembrane transporter activity. Gene Ontology annotation, cellular component: chloroplast envelope. The record is from RefSeq and is a predicted model, not a curated record.
AAGAAAGAGAUGAAGAAGAAGGGCGGCCCCAAUGGCGAAGGCAUGYGAGAGUGAGUGCUGUACUUCCAAAAUUUGAUUACUCAGAAUUGGAUCUUGCGCCCAACGAACGCUGUUCUGCUGCACAUCUCUCUCUGAUUUCCUUUCCCAUACUUCAUUUUCAUGAAACAACGCGAAAUGCAGUUCCUCCAUAAAUAUCUCGCGGCCCCAAACAAGAUCAUCUUUGUCCUAAUCGAGCUUCUUUCCACGCGUCGCCUCCAAAUUCUUCAAAAUCUGAAGCUUCCCAAUCCACCCUUCAACGAAUUCUCUCUCUCUCGCUCUUUCUCUUUACUAACCUGACUGUGAUUGUGAUUCCACUGCCAAUCACCAGCUUCCAUCUUCUCUCUGUGUGUUGCUGAGCUUGAUGAUCAUGGCGGUUAGGCCCCCAUUGGUUUCAAAUGGGGCUGGAGCUCCUUUGCGACGAACCCCACUUGGGUUCUGCUCGGCUUCAGUUUCUUCGAAGCCCAUUUUCCUCUCUUUGCCUCUGAAUACCCAAAAUCCGCAAGAUUUCUUUUGUUUGAACCAGGUGCYGCCACGCAGUUCCCGGCUGACCUUGCCUCGCCGCCGUCUUCCUCCGGUCGCCGCCGUGGAGUCCGACGUCCCUCAGUCGCAUCACCAGGUUGCUACUAAGGGACCUGAAACUUUAAGGGACAGCAAGGGGUUUGAGGACUGGAGUUCAUUGACAGCAAAGUUCUCCGGAGCAGCAAAUAUCCCUUUUAUGUUGUUACAAUUGCCUCAGAUUAUCCUUAAUGCUCGAAACCUUUUAGCUGGAAACAAAACUGCGCUUUUGGCAGUUCCAUGGCUGGGUAUGUUAACUGGUUUGCUUGGGAACCUUUCACUGCUGUCGUACUUCGCAAAGAAGAGGGAGAAGGAGGCCAUGGUGAUUCAAACAUUAGGAGUAGUUACAACAUAUGUGGUUUUAUCCCAGCUGUCAAUAGCAGGAGCCAUGCCCCUGCCUCACUUUGCAGCCACAUCGGCUGUUGUGGCUUCUGGUCUUGUUAUAAACUUUAUGAAUUACUUUAAUGUUCUUCCUGUACAAAUCUUGAAUUUUUGGCAAGACUUCAUCACUGUUGGUGGAUUAUCUGUCCUUCCCCAGGUUAUGUGGUCUACUUUUGUUCCGUUCGUACCAAAUAGUAUCUUGCCUGGAGUAUCUGCUUUGGUCGCAGCUCUGCUAGCAGUUGCUUUGGCACGAGCUGGAAAACUUCCUGAGAAAGGUGUGAAAAUUGUUGGAGCAUUAUCUGGAUGGACAGCAACACUUCUCUUCAUGUGGAUGCCGGUUUCACAACUGUGGACAAAUUAUCUGAAUCCUGAGAACAUCAAAGGCUUAUCAGCUCUCUCAAUGCUUCUUGCCAUGCUUGGAAAUGGUCUUUUACUCCCACGUGCGCUUUUUAUUCGAGACUUAAUGUGGUUCACAGGUUCGGCUUGGGCAGUUUUGUUUUAUGGAUAUGCUAACAUUCUAUGCUUGUACUGUUGCAACGGCGUGAGCAUGGAGUUCUUCGUCGCAGCGACUGCUGGUCUGGUCUCCUGGAUAGGCUUUUUCUUUUGGAGAGACUCUGUGGUAUAUGGAUUCCGCACACCUCUAUCAUCUGUUAAAGAGCUAUUUUUCGGAUCRUAACCACSAAGUUCGAGCUUGGAGAGAGCCAGAUUUUCAAGCUUUGAGAUAAAUACAGCACUUCUCCAUUAAAAAUAGUCUCAAAGGCUUUUUGUUGAUGGCUGCAACUGGCAAACAACAGUUAGAAUUGAAUACAGCUGAAGCAAGAACAGGGUUUUGAUAGGGAAGGAAUCAAUCUAAGCAUCUUUUUUCCCUUUAGAAUAUGAAGAGCGCUAGGUGAUUUUUCGAGUACAUAUUAUUCUGAUUUGGAAGAAAUAUGUACAAUAAGGACCGAAAUAUGUUCAUCUAAUGAAAUCAGAUGUUAUCAUCAUGCUAUAUUUUUAGGCUUGUAUUAGGAACUAGAAUAAUUAAUAAAGAAUCAAAA